This is a messenger RNA of Candidula unifasciata, 684 nucleotides long. Lineage: Eukaryota; Metazoa; Mollusca; Gastropoda; Stylommatophora; Geomitridae. The record is from the annotation of a GenBank genome assembly.
AUGUCUAACCACGACUUGCCCUUUCAGGCAGAAUAUGCUAAAAGUGGCAGAGCAUCCUGUAAAGCUUGCAAAAGUGCAAUUGCCGAGCGUACAUUGAGACUGGCCAUCAUGACGCAGUCACCACAUUUUGAUGGAAAAGUACCCAACUGGUUCCAUUUCCCAUGUUUUUGGAAAAGAGCUAAAUGUAAGAACCCUGAUGACAUCUAUAGUUAUCACAGCCUGCGCUGGGAGGACCAGGAGAAAAUCAAGGAGAAGAUUGGAGGAGGUGGUCGUAAUGCAGAUGAGGGUGAAGGAUCCAGUGCUGGUAGUUUAGAUUUUAGCGCUGAAUAUGCCAAGUCAGGGCGCAGUCAGUGCCGUGGUUGUCAGACGUUCAUUGCUAAAGACAGCCUCCGACUGAGCAAGAAAGAGUUUGAGUCCCAGAGAGCUGUGAUGCAUGGGCCACAGGAUUUGUGGCAUCAUGUAGAUUGUUUUGUGAGCAACAGAGACGAGCUUGGCUUUACUGUCGAAAUGGAUCCUUCACAAAUUAAAGGCUUUGGUAAGCUGAAACCAGAAGACAAAGAGUUAAUCAUAUCCAAGCUGGGCAAGGGAAAGCGGUCCAGCAAGAGGAAAGGUGACACUAAACAACAAGCAGAGAAGGCAAAGAAGGCAAAGAAAGAGGACAAUGAAGAUGAGAAGCUUCUUCGU